UUUUUUUUUUUCUCAAAACUCUUUUUUUUUUUCUCCAAUUUUUUCAGUAUGACCUUUCUUUCCACCUUGAACCGUAUUGCUCCUGUUGCAACCUCUGCUUCUCGUGUUGCCACCAAGUCUGUCAAGCCUGCUUUUACUGCUUAUGCUCAAAAGCGUUAUAAUUCCAAUGGUGUCACUGAAAUGACUGUUCGUGAUGCCUUGAACCAAGCUAUUGACGAAGAAAUGACUGCUGAUGAAAAAGUCUAUAUUUUGGGUGAAGAAGUUGCUCAAUAUAAUGGUGCUUAUAAGGUCACUAAGGGUUUACUUGACAAGUUUGGUUCCAAGCGUGUCAUUGAUACUCCUAUCACUGAAAUGGGUAUUGCUGGUAUUGCUGUUGGUUCUGCUUUCAAUGGUCUCAAGCCUAUUUGUGAAUUUAUGACUUUUAACUUUGCUAUGCAAGCCAUCGAUCAAAUUGUUAACUCUGCCGCUAAAACUUAUUACAUGUCUGGUGGUAAAGUAACUUGUCCUAUUGUAUUCCGUGGUCCUAACGGUGCUGCUGCUGGUGUUGCUGCUCAACAUUCUCAAUGUUUCGCUGCCUGGUAUGGUUCUGUUCCUGGUUUGAAGGUAGUAUCUCCUUGGAACUCUGAAGAUGCUAAGGGUUUGUUGAAGGCUGCCAUUCGUGAUCCCAAUCCUGUUGUUGUUCUUGAAAACGAAUUGGAAUAUGGUACUUCUUAUCCUGUCUCUCAAGAAGCUUUAUCAUCUGACUUUAUUUUGCCCAUUGGUAAGGCCAAGAUUGAACGUGAAGGUAAAGAUAUCACCAUUGUUGCCCACUCUCGUUCUGUUGGUUUCGCUGUCAAGGCUGCUGAAGAAUUGGCCAAGACUGGUAUUUCUGCUGAAGUCAUCAAUUUGCGUACCAUCAAGCCUAUGGAUACUGAAACUAUCUUCAAAUCCGUCAAGAAGACUCAUCGUAUCAUGACUGUUGAAGGUGGAUGGGCUUCUUUCGGUGUUGGUUCCGAAAUUGCUGCUCAAAUCAUGGAAUCUGAUGUCUGGGAUGAACUUGAUGCUCCUUUGAGCCGUGUUACUGGUGCUGAUGUUCCUACUCCUUAUGCUGCCAACCUCGAACAAUUGGCUUUCCCUGAUGAUAAGGUGAUUGUCAAAGUUGCCCGUGAUAUCCUCGAUAAGAAGUAUUAGAAUGUCAUCAUCCGUUUUCUCUGAUGUGUUUUUAUUGGUAUUAUGUGCUUGAUGUUAUAUAUAUAUAUAUAUAUAGUAUAGUCAUAAAAAAAAAAAACUAGUUAGUCAUCCCUCUUUUUCCACAUUCUUCCUUUCUUCUUAUUUUGUUAUUACUGUUAUUUUCCCUCGUCAUCAUUUUUUUAAUCCCUCAUUUAUAGUAUAGUCAAUUGUACUAAUUGUUUUUUUUUUUUUUUGUCUUAGUUUAUUCCAUCCAUCUCACUUUUUUUUUCCAACCUUUUACAUAUAUAUAUAUUACAUUAAAUAUAGAAACGAAAAGCUUAAAAUUUAAUGAUGAAAUAGUAUUAUUAUUAGUUUGAAGUGCACAGGGCAUGCUCGUGACCACAUGGUGUAGACUCUUUUUUUGAAUGACAAGUGAUGACGAUAUUUCAUUCACCUGUUGAUAUGCUCAGUUGACUAUUUAAGGUUUUUCUGAACUUAGUGAUGUAGAAAAAAAAAAA
Halteromyces radiatus is the source of this 1667-nucleotide messenger RNA. Its product is annotated as thiamine diphosphate-binding protein. The transcript is spliced from 5 exons. Gene Ontology annotation, biological process: pyruvate decarboxylation to acetyl-CoA. Gene Ontology annotation, molecular function: pyruvate dehydrogenase (acetyl-transferring) activity. NCBI's taxonomy places the organism in Eukaryota, Fungi, Mucoromycota, Mucoromycetes, Mucorales, Cunninghamellaceae. Bases 49 to 1170 code for a protein of 373 amino acids. The record is from RefSeq and is a predicted model, not a curated record.